AUGUUCGGGAGCUGCCCGGCGGAGCGGGGCCCCCCCAUGUACCCGGGGUCGCUGCGGGCCGGGGGCGGGCCGGGGCCCCUGGCCGGCCAGUCCUUCGGGCCCGGCCCCCCGUACGCCGACUACAUGGGCUACCCGGCCGGCCCCGGCCUCGACGGCCCCGGCCAACAGCAGCAGCAGCAGCAGCAGCAGCAGCAGCAGCAGCAGCCGCCGCCGCCGCCGCCCCCCGCGGGCUGGGGGCCGCCCUACGGGCCCCCCCGGGAGGACUGGGGCGUCUACGGGGCCGGGCCCUCCGCCGCCCCCGCCCCGGGGCCCUACGGCUCCCCCGACUACGGCGCCCCGGCCGCCCCCGGGCCCGGGGGGCCGCCGCCCGGGGCCGCCGCCGGAGCCCACCCGCUGCCCCCCGCCGCCCAGAGGCAGGUCGCCUACGAGUGGAUGCGCAGGACCGUCCAGUCGGCCGCCGCGGGGAAAACGAGGACACGAGAAAAGUAUCGGGUGGUAUACACGGAUCGGCAGAGGCUGGAGCUGGAGAAGGAAUUUCAUUACAACAGAUACAUCACUAUCCGGAGGAAAUCAGAGCUGGCUGCCAACUUGAGGCUUUCGGAGAGACAGGUGAAGAUCUGGUUCCAGAACCGCAGAGCCAAAGAGCGAAAACUCAUGAAGAAGAAAAUGACUCAUUUUGACGGCAGCUUAGGCACCAUCCAGAGUGACUCAGGGUCCGUGAGCCCCGUGCCCGGAUCCGACCCGGUGACUUGUUCGGACAUGUCCGGGGCCUUGUUCCCCCCGCCGCCCCCACCCCCUCCGCCACAGCCACCGCCGCCCACCCUGGCUCUCAAUGGACUGGCCAUGCAGCAAGUCAUUGUCUCUCAGUGA
Molecule: messenger RNA, 870 nt
Organism: Ornithorhynchus anatinus (platypus)
Lineage: Eukaryota; Metazoa; Chordata; Mammalia; Monotremata; Ornithorhynchidae
Product: homeobox protein CDX-4-like
Exons: 3
Coding region: 1-870 (289 amino acids)
Biological process (GO): embryo development; anterior/posterior axis specification; animal organ morphogenesis
Cellular component (GO): nucleus
Molecular function (GO): DNA-binding transcription factor activity, RNA polymerase II-specific; RNA polymerase II transcription regulatory region sequence-specific DNA binding
Source: RefSeq, a predicted model, not a curated record